Messenger RNA from Daphnia magna, 1064 nucleotides. RefSeq names its product polyadenylate-binding protein-interacting protein 2-like. Gene Ontology annotation, biological process: negative regulation of translational initiation. The transcript has 3 exons. Gene Ontology annotation, cellular component: cytoplasm. The record is from RefSeq and is a predicted model, not a curated record. Lineage: Eukaryota; Metazoa; Arthropoda; Branchiopoda; Diplostraca; Daphniidae. Bases 164 to 619 code for a protein of 151 amino acids. Gene Ontology annotation, molecular function: mRNA regulatory element binding translation repressor activity.
GCUUGAUUGUGUAAAGCAGAAUGCCAUCUAGCGAUUUCAUUAUUCACUUGAAUGAGCUACUUGGGCAAGCUACGGUUCCUGUCGGGUCAACACGAGUCUUUCCUCCGACUCAGUUCAUUUAAUUUCUUAUUAAGGGCGAAUCAAAUAAUCCACCACGGGAAACAUGAAAGUACCACCGAAUCAAGCUGAGGAACAAAUUGUCAACAAUUCUGUUGAUGGCAAUAAUGCAGAUUCUGAUGAUGGAUUGAAUGAUGUCCCCCCUCAUUCACCAAGUCGGGAAGGAGAUUUUUCAGAAUAUAUGUGGAUGGAAAAUGAAGAAGAAUUUGAAGAACAAAUAAUGCAGCAAUUAGAGGAAGAAGCACUUGUACAACAAUGUAUUGAUGAUGUUUGUGCUGAAAUGGAUGCUUACAUUGCUUCUAUUGGCAAUGAAACUACCAAUCAAAAUGGAAAUGCUACACACAAUGGUUCAGCAGAAGAUGCUCUCACUCAAGAGCUCCAAAAUCUUGCUGUUGAUGAUAAUGCUGCACAGUCAAGCAAACUUAACCCUGAUGCAGCAGAAUUUGUUCCACGAUUCGGGUCUUCAGUUCCAUCUGUUGUGAGCAAGGAAGAUAAACUAUAAGUCAUUUUGUGAUUGCAUAUUACAGGUUUUCCUUGCAAGAACUUGGCUACUGGCUUAUAGCAACUGUGCAUAAUGGAAUCUCAACAGUGUAUUUUGAUGCAAGGUGUAUGGCUUAAUUAUUCUAAGUUGUAUGAGGUGACCAGCUUAUGUUGUUAGCAAUGUGAAUAUCAUAGCUUUUUUGAAUUUUGGUGCCUUGAUUUUUGUUUUUGAUCUUAUCUGCUUUUCUCACAAUUUCCAGGGUUGGGGUUGAUGUUAUGAUUAUAUUGGGCAUUUUUCCCCAUCUUUAGGUAUCUCUGUAUCCCUUAUUUCUAGGUUGUUGUGUACCUUAACUCUUUUAUUGGAGCCAUUUCGACUUACUCUUGAAGGAACUACUCUUUGACAUUCGUUUCCUAUUGUAUCGAAUUGAACUUUUCCGCGUGUAAAUAAAUUGUAAAUUAAAACCAUA